AUGGGAUCAAGUGUACCACCAGAAUUAACUCCAGAAAUAAGUACAACACAAGAAUCAACACCAGGUGAAACCACAUUAUCGACAACCACACAAAAGUAUACUCCCACACCAUUAUGUGACUGUGAUUGUAAAUGGACUGACUGGAUGGACGAUGAACAUGGUGAUAAAGUAGACCACUUAGCACCAGGAGAGUUUGAACUUAUAUCAGAACUGCGAAAUGAAUAUUCAUUUUGUGAAAAUCCUGAAGCCAUUGAAUGUAGACUUAAUAUCAGUCCCCACUUACCAUAUAAUGAGACAGGUCAAACGUUAACAUGUGAUCUUAAUCAUGGUUUAGUUUGUUUCCAUGAAGACCAGAAAGUACGACUGUGUUAUAAUUAUGAGGUUAGGUUUUAUUGCUGUGACACAUCGUGUUCCUGUACAUCAAUACCGGUAACUACACUAGAAUCUACACCAGGUAUAACAACAUCACAAACACCACCUGAAUCAACACCAGUAAUCACUACAUUACCAACUACUCCAGAAUCUACAUCAAGCAUAACUACAUCACGAAUGCCACAAGAAUCAACAUCAGUAAUCAGUACACCACCAACUACUCCAGAAUCUACAUCAGGCCUAACCACAUCACAAACACCAACAGAAUCAACACCAGUUAUCACUACACCAACAACUACUUCCCCAAAAUCUACACCAGGUAUAACUACAUCACUAACGCCACCAGUAUCUCUGGAAUCAAGUUCACCACCAGUAUCAACACCAGAAAUAAGUACACAAGCAAAAUCAACACCGGGUGAAAGCACAUUAUCGACAACCACACAAAAGUAUACUCCCACACAAUUAUGUGACUGUGAUUGUAAAUGGACUGACUGGAUGGACGAUGAACAUGGUGAUAAAGUAGACCACUUAGCACCAGGAGAGUUUGAACUUAUAUCAGAACUGCGAAAUGAAUAUUCAUUUUGUGAAAAUCCUGAAGCCAUUGAAUGUAGACUUAAUAUCAGUCCCCACUUACCAUAUAAUGAGACAGGUCAAACGUUAACAUGUGAUCUUAAUCAUGGUUUAGUUUGUUUCCAUGAAGACCAGAAAGUACGACUGUGUUAUAAUUAUGAGGUUAGGUUUUAUUGCUGUGACACAUCGUGUUCCUGUACAUCAAUACCGGUAACUACUCUAGAAUCUACACCAGGUAUAACAACAUCACGAACACCGCCUGAAUCAACACCAGUAAUCACUACAUUACCAACUACUCCAGAAUCUACAUCAAGGCUAACUACAUCACGAAUGCCACAAAAAUCAACAUCAGUAAUCACUACACCACCAACUACUCCAGAAUCUACAUCAGGCCUAACCACAUCACAAACACCACCAGAAUCAACACCAGUAAUCACUACAUCACCAACUACUCCAGAAUCUACAUCAAGCAUAACUACACCACGAACGCCACCAGAAUCAACAUCUGAAAUAACUACACCACCAACUACUCCGGAAUCUACAUCAGGUCUAACUGAAUCUCGAACACCACCAGAAUCAACACCACUUAUCACUACACCAAAAACUACUUCCCCAAUAAUUACACCAGGUAUCACUACAUCACCAACGCCACCAGUAUCUAUGGGAUCAAGUGUACCACCAGAAUUAACUCCAGAAAUAAGUACAACACAAGAAUCAACACCAGGUGAAACCACAUUAUCGACAACCACACAAAAGUAUACUCCCACACCAUUAUGUGACUGUGAUUGUAAAUGGACUGACUGGAUGGACAAUGAACAUGGUGAUAAAGUAGACCACUUAGCACUAGGAGAGUUUGAACUUAUAUCAGAACUGCGAAAUGAAUAUUCAUUUUGUGAAAAUCCUGAAGCCAUUGAAUGUAGACUUAAUAUCAGUCCCCACUUACCAUAUAAUGAGACAGGUCAAACGUUAACAUGUGAUCUUAAUCAUGGUUUAGUUUGUUUCCAUGAAGACCAGAAAGUACGACUGUGUUAUAAUUAUGAGGUUAGGUUUUAUUGCUGUGACACAUCGUGUUCCUGUACAUCAAUACCGGUAACUACACUAGAAUCUACACCAGGUAUAACAACAUCACGAACACCGCCUGAAUCAACACCAGUAAUCACUACAUUACCAACUACUCCAGAAUCUACAUCAAGGCUAACUACAUCACGAAUGCCACAAGAAUCAACAUCAGUAAUCACUACACCACCAACUACUCCAGAAUCUACAUCAGGCCUAACCACAUCACAAAUACCAACAGAAUCAACACCAGUUAUCACUACACCAACAACUACUUCCCCAAAAUCUACACCAGGUAUAACUACAUCACUAACGCCACCAGUAUCUCUGGAAUCAAGUUCACCACCAGUAUCAACUCCAGAAAUAAGUACACCAGCAAAAUCAACACCGAGUGAAAGCACAUUAUCGACAACUACACAAAAGUAUACUCCCACACCAUUAUGUGACUGUGAUUGUAAAUGGACUGACUGGAUGGACGAUGAACAUGGUGAUAAAGUAGACCACUUAGCACCAGGAGAGUUUGAACUUAUAUCAGACCUGCGAAAUGAAUAUUCAUUUUGUGAAAACCCUGAAGUCAUUGAAUGUAGACUUAAUAUCAGUCCUCACUUACCAUAUAAUGAGACAGGUCAAACGUUAACAUGUGAUCUUAAUCAUGGUUUAGUUUGUUUCCAUGAAGACCAGAAAGUACGACUGUGUUAUAAUUAUGAGGUUAGGUUUUAUUGCUGUGACACAUCGUGUUCCUGUACAUCAAUACCGGUAACUACACUAGAAUCUACACCAGUAAUUACUACACCACCAACUACUCCGGAAUCUACAUCAGGCCUAACUACAUCACAAACAAUACAAGAAUCAACACCACUAAUCACUAUACCACCAACCUCUCCAGGAUCUACACAAGGUACACCUACGCCAGACAAGUCAACCAGACCACCACCUAAGGAAUGUAUCUGUUAUGGCUACGGAGACCCUCAUUAUUGGAGCUUUGAUGGAAAUCGAUUUUCACACCAAGGCAACUGCACCUAUAUACUAGCACGGCCACAAUCUUCUAGGACAUUUGAAGUUCUCAUAAAAAACUUUGAAUGUGUUCUACAGCCAGGGACUACAUGUACGAAAGAAGUUACAGUUCUCUAUGAUAAUCAUGUCAUUGUUUUAAUGGAGAACUUUGAGGUAGAUUUUGAUGGGCGUAGGUUAUUUCCUCCAAUUCACCUGCAUGGUGUUGAUAUAAGUCGGUGGGGAUUGCAGUCAGUGCUUACUAUCAUCUCCGUGGGACUUGAAGUUCGCUUUGAACCGUAUUUCCACACAUUCAGCGUAACUGUCCCUUAUGAAUGGUAUUUCAAUGACACUGAAGGACUUUGUGGUCCAUGCAACGACUAUAGUGUGGAUGACUUUAUGAUUCGAAAUAAAACCGUAGUAGACAAUGUAAAUGAUUUUGCCAUGAGCUGGCAAGAGAAUUGGAACGACACUUGUGAAAUAAUAAGUCCAACGCCAUGCCCAGAUGAGAAACCAACACUUUGUGAUCUGUUAUACCAAGACCCAUUCAAAGCAUGCCAUGACAACGUCGACCCAGAGCCAUAUAUGGAGACAUGUCUGUAUGACGAGGAAUACGCUCAUUGUGACGAAUCAGGGGCGUGUGAUUCGCUAGCAUUUUAUGCUUACCAAUGCAGUUUAGCCGGUAUCUGUUUGGAAUGGAGGAAUAAUGACGUUUGCCCUUAUGACGACUGCUUUGGUGAGAUGGUAUACAGUGAAUGUGCUCAGACAUGUAACAACUCUAUUGAUGUCUGCGCCAUGGAAGAAUGCUCACUAGCACCCUCUCGUGGUUGCUUCUGCCCCACAGGAACGUACGACAAGAAUGGGAACUGCUGCUCCUGUGACGAAUGCUCGGUCCCUAACCCUCCACCCUGUCCAGAAGGGCACGUGCUUGAAAUGACAAUUAUUGAUAGUGGGAAAUGUUGUCCCGACAUACACUAUCUCUGCGUGUGUGCUCCCGUGUGUCCGGGUCCACCAACUUGUGAUCCCGAUUCGAUGCUGAGUAAAGUAGACGGCCCUUGUUGUCCAAGAUACGAGUGUGUUCCUCGUCACGGAAGCUGUAAACCCGUGAGCGGUGAAACACAGAUAGUGUAUAUAGGUGGAUGUGAAAGUGCUGUUCCGAUCAAAAUAACAGAGUGUGAUGGUAAAUGUAAAUCCGGUUCCAUGUGGUCAUUUGAAUCAAACUCUCUGGAGGACACCUGUACGUGUUGCCAGGCGACAGAAACAGAAUAUCGUACUGUUGAUUUGGUUAACUGCGACCGAAUGAACAAUAGCACGUCUAGUUUUUAUACAUACGAGUAUAUAUUAGAAUGUAGCUGCAUGCAUUGUACGAUUCAUGAAUACGAGCCUUCCUAUCAUAACAUUGACAAGAACUAG
Saccoglossus kowalevskii is the source of this 4401-nucleotide messenger RNA. RefSeq names its product mucin-5AC-like. The record is from RefSeq and is a predicted model, not a curated record. NCBI's taxonomy places the organism in Eukaryota, Metazoa, Hemichordata, Enteropneusta, Harrimaniidae.